AUAUCCUUGCUGACCACGCCAUAAUUAAGUAGCAAGAAGAACAAUCCAUUUGUGAUUUUUAAGUGGCUUUUGAGGCACUUAAAAUGUUGCACUUCGAAAGUUCUUGUGACGUCACAUGACUCCACGGCAACUAAAAACAGGUUCCACCAAUGACGAAUGUAUCUUCGUCGCAGCUGCAGACUUUGCCAAAAUCUAAAAGUUGAGACUUGCUUUGUGGAAAAGAGUGGUUUGAAACGUUAACAGAAACCGAGUUGACAUUAUACACCUGAAUGGUUUUUUCAAGGAGCGGUCCUGCGUAUAAAUCUUUACAUUGUUAGGGGAAGGGGCAUAUAUCUUCAGCCAUCGACGUUUGUUUGGUCAACACAACACAACGCGAGUCUCCUUCCAGAUGAUUGAGUAGUCAUGUUGGCUGAAACUCAGAUGCAGCUUCAAAAUGCCCAGCAUUCGGUACUUUUCUUGCAAAAUGAGCAUGCCAAGGUGAUUGCAGGACUACACGACGAAAUAAGGAACCUCCAAACAAAAUGUUCAGAGCUGACAUUCCAAUUGGCCAUGUCUGGAGGUAUUGCUGAAGGAAACAAUGAAGUUAGAUCAGACAAUAAAGAGUCAAUAAAACCAUCACAAGAUAUUAUGCAAAAAGAGAUCGCAUCUUUGAAGGAAGAAAACUCACAGUUAAAAGGACUCGUAGAAACACGUGACAAGCGAAUUUCUUUGCUGGAAGGCCAACUUAAGAGCAAAGAACAGAAAUACCACAAUGACCUAAAACUCGUGCAACGAAACAUUGCUGAGCUGAAAAGUGAAAUCGAUGCGAAAUCAAAUACUAUAGCUUAUCUUACAACUCAGCUGCACCAGCUUAAAAUGAGGGGUGCAAAACCAGAUUCAAAUGUUGGCCAAAUUGUCCCAGCUCCUCCUCGCGAGGGCACUCCAAGGACUAGGGCGCUGCGUAGAACCGCGACGUCACCAACAACGCGAAGCUUUUCUCCAUCAGAAGAUGCCUAUUUUACCUCGCAUCAAGUUGAUAUCUCUGAGCUACCAGUACAGUCUGCCAUAGCGAUAAAAGGGAAAAACCUCCCGAGCAGGCCGGCACAGUCUCUUUCAAAUCCAGCAAGACCAGCGUUAGGCCAUUCUGCAGCAAGGAGAGAGCGUGAACUUCAUCUUUAUUCGCGCCCAAAACCAAGCGACUACAAGGAUUUUAUCAAUGCUCCGCUGAAAGGUAACGACGUAAACUUUCUUCCAAAGCCUCCCGCGGCACCGCUUCCACCGAUAUCUGCUUCGAAAAACGGCAGACAGCAGAACGUAUCUAAUAUGAGGCAAUCCAAAGAGAAAGGUCUUACGGAUUCCAGACAUAAAAAGAUUUCAGCGCGGGGCGGGGAAAUCACUGAGGUUGUUGUCGAUCCACUAAGCUCGCCUGAACGGACUUGGAGGAAAGUUCAAGACUCCAAGUAUAGAGAAUGAUAAAAAUUAUCUGCGCUUUAAUAUUUGUUAUAUAUGUAGCAUAUUUGUACAGAAGCGUUGCUUUUAGUGUUAAAAAUUCGA
Molecule: messenger RNA, 1533 nt
Organism: Rhopilema esculentum
Lineage: Eukaryota; Metazoa; Cnidaria; Scyphozoa; Rhizostomeae; Rhizostomatidae
Product: coiled-coil domain-containing protein 92
Source: RefSeq, a predicted model, not a curated record